GCGGAAUUGAGGAGGUAGAGGGCCCGGACAGAAGCAGCUAGACAAAGGCGGGGGGGGGGGUGUCUCGAAUUGGGGAGUCUCUCCAGAGGAUGAAAAAGAAGGGCUCUUAUGUUGUACCCAGGAAAAUAUACGUGAGGGACCCUGCACCGCGGUCCCGUGAGAGAGAGAGGUCUGGGUGUGGCACCCUCAGGCCACAUGGGCCCCCAGCCCACGAACUGCUCUCUAAGCGCAGGCCGAACCAUGGGUACCCAAAAGCCGCGGAUCCUGCCCUGGCUGAAGUUGCAGCUGGACUUGGGGCGGCUGGAGGGGGUGGCCUGGCUGGACGAGAGUCGCACGCGCUUCCGCAUCCCGUGGAAGCACGGCUUGCGCCAGGAUGCCCAACAGGAGGACUUCGGCAUCUUCCAGGCCUGGGCCGAGGCCAGCGGCGCCUACACUCCUGGAAAGGAUAAACCUGAUUUGCCCACCUGGAAGAGGAAUUUCCGAUCGGCCCUGAACCGGAAGGAGGUGUUGCGUUUAGCGGAGGACCGGAGCAAGGACCCCCACGACCCCCACAAGGUCUAUGAGUUUGUGAACUCAGGAGCUGGGGACUUUCCUGAGUUGGACACCUCUCCAGAUACCAAUAGCAGAUGCAGUCCCUCUGACACCCAGGAAGACAUACUGGAGGAGUUGCUGAGUGACAUGGCCUUGGCCCCAUUCCCAGAUGGGGGGCCCUCGAGCCUGCCUAUGGUCCCUGAGGAGACCCCUCCAUUCUUGCUGAGCCCCAGCGUAGACAUCCCUGCCCCCUGCCCAAACCUGCAGCCCCCGGAAAACCCACUGAGGCGGCUGUUGGUGCCUGAGGAAGAGUGGGAGUUCGAGCUGACUGCCUUCUACCGGGGCCGCCAAGUCUUCCAGCAGACUGCCCUCUGCCCGGGGGGCCUGCGGCUGGUGGCGUCAGAUGCAGACCAGACACUGCCUGGACAGCCAAUAAUCCUGCCAGACCCCGGGGUGUCGCUGACGGACAGGGGCGUGAUGGGCUACGUGAGGCGUGUGCUGAGCUGCCUCGGUGGGGGGCUAGCUCUGUGGAGGGCGGGACAGCGGCUCUGCGCCCGGAGGCUGGGGCACUGUCACACGUACUGGGCCUUGGGCGAGGAGCUCCUCCCUGACAGUGGCCACGGGCCCAGCGGCGAGGUCCCCAAGGAUGAGGAAGGAGACGUGUUCGACCUGAAGCCCUUCGUGGCAGAACUGAUUGCCUUCAUUGAAGGAAGCGGACACUCACCACGCUACACCCUCUGGUUCUGCGUUGGGGAGCCAUGGCCCCAGGACCAGCCGUGGAUCAAGAAGCUCGUGAUGGUCAAGGUUGUUCCCACUUGUCUCAGGGCCCUGCUGGACAUGGCACGGUCAGGGGGCGCCUCCUCACUGGAGACCACCGUGGACCUGCACAUCUCCAACAGCUACCCACUCUCCCUCACCUCGGACCAGUACAAGGCCUACCUCCAGGACCUGGUCGAAGACAUGGAUUUCUAGGUCACUGGGGAGAUCUGACCCCUCACUCCUCAUGGAUGAUGGCCUCUUGCGCCCUCACCUUGGCCAAUAAACUGUUUCUUACCACUGUCA
Messenger RNA from Herpailurus yagouaroundi (jaguarundi), 1593 nucleotides. It is a transcript of the gene IRF3, whose product is annotated as interferon regulatory factor 3. NCBI's taxonomy places the organism in Eukaryota, Metazoa, Chordata, Mammalia, Carnivora, Felidae. Gene Ontology annotation, biological process: regulation of transcription by RNA polymerase II; immune system process. Gene Ontology annotation, cellular component: nucleus. Bases 196 to 1503 code for a protein of 435 amino acids. The record is from RefSeq and is a predicted model, not a curated record. The transcript is spliced from 7 exons. Gene Ontology annotation, molecular function: RNA polymerase II cis-regulatory region sequence-specific DNA binding; protein binding; DNA-binding transcription factor activity, RNA polymerase II-specific.